AUGGGGGGACUAUGCAGCGCGGAGGAGGAUUCGGAUGUGGAGGAGGAGGAGGAGGAGGCGGAAGAAGAGGAGGAGGACCUUCAAGUCGCUUUGGGGAAGGCACAGCUGCAAGACCUCGACAAGAUGUCGGUUCAGCAGAUUCCAAACCCAGCUGCCGUUGCAAAAGUUCUUCCAACCAGGAUGCUUCCGCUAUACGUGCCGGCAGCCAAGAAGGAGGCUGGCCACUGGAAAGAGGAGAAACUGUGGUCGCGCGCACGUGAGGCGAAAGGUCUGGAUGCUCUGAAAGAGCGGUCAACACCCUCGCCACCAGAUGGUGCUCCAUCAUGGAAGGCUGCUGCGCUGAGAAACUUGAAAAGGCUGGAUGAGUCUGUGAUCCUUCACAACGGCGUCGUGUGCCGUCUGAAGGAAAGCACCAUGGAGGAAUGGGUGGAGGAAUGGGAAAAUCGCCCGCAGCAAUCUCACAGCGCUGGCGGCAGAGGGCGGGAAUGUUCGCUGCUUUAUCUCCAUUGA
This is a messenger RNA of Symbiodinium sp. CCMP2592, 510 nucleotides long. Lineage: Eukaryota; Dinophyceae; Suessiales; Symbiodiniaceae. The record is from the annotation of a GenBank genome assembly.